CUCAUGUCAAGUCCCUAAGGUAAGGUGUAAAGAGAAGCGAAGUGAAUCAAUCUCUUUUUUCGGUUGUGUUCUUGUUACGUACGUACAUGUGCUAACGAUUAAGAGGCACCUCGCUAGCUAUCACUGUUUGUAAAGAAUAGAAAAGUCGUUAUCAACGGCAUUGAAAUAAACCUGUCGGCCAUGAGCUUGGACAGCGUCGCUGAACAACUUGCUGGUGCAGAUCCGCAAUUGGCCCAGUUUCUCCAGGCUGAAACUCAGAAACAAAGAUUUCAAGGCAUUGUUCACAGCCUAACUGAUCAGUGCUGGGACAUUUGCAUGGAAAAACCUAGCUCUCGUCUGGAUUCCAAAACUUCUUUCUGCAUUACCAACUGUGUUGACCGGUUUAUUGAUACUUCAAACUUUGUUGUAAACAGACUGGAGAAGACACAGUCCACCUUUUCAUCAGAACUGGAUAAUUAAGAAUCAACCUGCUCUGUUUAUGUAGUGUUUGUAGUAAAUAACCCAUAGAAAUGUUUUCCAAA
This is a messenger RNA of Daphnia pulicaria, 521 nucleotides long. RefSeq names its product mitochondrial import inner membrane translocase subunit Tim8 A-like. The coding region runs from base 181 to 459 and encodes 92 amino acids. The record is from RefSeq and is a predicted model, not a curated record. NCBI's taxonomy places the organism in Eukaryota, Metazoa, Arthropoda, Branchiopoda, Diplostraca, Daphniidae. The transcript is spliced from 2 exons.